AUGGCUCACCGUGGAGGAGUGGAGGACUGGCUGAGUGGUGGGCACUUGGGCUGCGGCUUCGGGACGGAGGCGCCGUGGGCGGCCGGUGCAGAGGGGCGCGGCGGCGGCUUCCUGUUGUCCGCGCUGCGGCAGAGGGCAGAGGGGCAGCCGGUGCAGAGGGCCGCGGAGGACGGCUGGGCUGUGGCAGGAGUGGGUACCUGCGAUGGCGAGUACUGGGACGGCGGCGGCGAGGUCGGCGGCGGCGCUGGAACCCUAGCGCGCGGCCCUGCUCGAGGUAAGCCCAAGAAGUCAGACCAAGGGCGCGCGGCAGGCACGAGCCACGGAGAAGUGAGGGGCGCGGGGGAGGGGAGGCAGGGGCUUACUGGGGAGGGCUGGGAACGCCGUGGGGUCGCCGGCAAUCUCCGCGGCCGAAAAAGAGGAAGAAGGUGUUGGGGACGACGCUUCGGGGCUCUUCCGGUCGCGUGA
This is a messenger RNA of Aegilops tauschii subsp. strangulata, 465 nucleotides long. The record is from RefSeq and is a predicted model, not a curated record. NCBI's taxonomy places the organism in Eukaryota, Viridiplantae, Streptophyta, Magnoliopsida, Poales, Poaceae.